Molecule: messenger RNA, 3419 nt
Organism: Clupea harengus (Atlantic herring)
Lineage: Eukaryota; Metazoa; Chordata; Actinopteri; Clupeiformes; Clupeidae
Gene: cfap69
Product: cilia and flagella associated protein 69
Biological process (GO): response to odorant; olfactory behavior; positive regulation of flagellated sperm motility
Cellular component (GO): sperm midpiece; non-motile cilium
Source: RefSeq, a predicted model, not a curated record
AAUCCAAUGAAAACGCGUUAUGAACUGUUUCACUUGCUGUAGUAGAUAGUUGUAACCAUGGAGAUCGUUAAGCGUGUAGAUAGGCGGGGCCCAAGAGGGCUAUCGAUAUGAACAUUAGAAAUAUGUAGACAAAUCGUGUCAUAUAUGAGUAGAACGUCGUGGGCAACCCAUAUUUUUCACAGAUGAACGACAAUUACUGAUAAAUUAGAUUAUCUUCUUUAAAGAAAUUCAUACUCAUCUACUGUCUUCACCAGGGCGGCGGACUUGUCAUUAUGCUUGCAUCAGAAACUCGGAUCACGAAAAGUUCUCAUGCUAUGGCAAGAGUAUCUAAAACACACUCGCGGAAGCCUGGAAUUCCUGUGGUCAACCACACGAUCAGUGCUAAGGGCAAAGGCGAGAUAACAAGCGUUAAACCAUCUGACCUGAAUCGCGUGUUACGUCUCCUCACGGAUCCUUUAACCGUCUCUUUAAAAGACAGACAUUUAUUCACUUUGAAGAAGUUGGUGAAGACAUAUCAAAAAGGAUUUCUUUUGAGAGAUCUUGAAAGCAUCUUCAAAAUCGUAGGUAUCUGCGCAGAGAAGUCCAAAGACCACCCGGAAUACACCUCUAUAUUAUAUGAGUUACUUAAGAUAUGUGGACUACCUUUCCUGAAAGAGAAGACUUCAGAUGAGGUGAAAUACACAGAUAUUGCAAAGCAGUCACUCUCUCAACUUGGUUACCUGAUGAGAGUGCCAAACGCUGAUGUCAGACUGCAGAUCUGUGCCUCCAUUUCAUCCUUUUGCAACUCUGCGAAGACUAAGCCACCAGGUACAGGACUGCAGCCGUUGAGUUUGAGCUCCAGGCUGCAGCUGCUGGAGCAGAGUGGGGUGGCAGAGACGCUGGUCCUGUCCCUGGUCCUGCUGGAAGACCAGCUGGCCAAUCGUCUGCAGCUGCUCCAUACUCUGCAGGUCCUCUCCUGCACCUCUGAGGUGAACUGUGAGUUGAUGCUGAAGGCCCAAGCUGCUCAGAAGAUAUGCCUCCACAUGAACGAGCCGGACCCGUCUGGCCAGGUGCUGUUCCGCUCCUCUGAGAUACUGUGGAACCUGCUGGAGAGGGGCUGCUCCCAGGAGCUCACUGACCAGCUCAGCAACAUGGACAGUAUCCUGUGCCUGAAAGAGGCCUUUCUAAGCCAGCUCCAACACGGCUAUAGAAACUAUGACCACCAGCUAAGAAAUGAUCUUCUGGUCAUAACAACUCUAAUUGCAGAGAAUCCCAAAGCACCACUCAUUGAGAGUGGGUUUGCCCGGCAACUCAUCCUUUUCGCUACCUAUCCAGAAAUGAAGAGCCAUAAUCCCCUCACCCGUAACCUCAAGUUGACCUUCAACAAUGAAGACUUUGAGAUGAAAAAGCUGCUGCUGAACAUAGUGGUUGUGAUGUCACAAGAUUUAUCCUCUGUGCAGCUUUUUAGAGAGGGUAAAGUCAUGCUGGCGUUGAUGUACUUGGUGAAACCCCCCGACACAAUUCAGUCCAGUGGCCGCAGUUGGACUCCGGUCCAGCAGGAGGAGCUGCAGCUGCAGGCUCUGGCCACCCUUGCCACCGUGGCUCCACUGAUGCUGGAGGAGUACAUGACCUGCCAGGCCAACACCUGCUUACUUAUGCUGCUGGAGUGGUGUGUUCAACAAGAUGCUUACUUCGGCCAGGGCCACAGUUUCCAUGGUACCGGAGGAAGGGGCAGUAAGAAGGCUCAGCUGCGCUAUAGUGUGCGUCUCCUGAGAUCCAUGGUGUCGCUUGCCAACCUGACAGUUAACCAGGACCUCUGUGACCAAGGAGCAAUAAGCCUAUUAUUAGGGCUGCUGAUGCAGCUGGGUGGUCCUGAUGAUGAGGAUGCGGUUACCCUGGAGAUCAAAGUUGACCUCCAGCUCAUCCUGUCUACACUCUGUGAGAGUGACCUACACAGGAAGGAACUCUUUGGCACUGAAGGAGUGGACAUGACUAUCCGUUUUCUGAAGAUGAACCCAGCCAAGUUUUACAGUGGCAUGGGCCACAGCAGGCUCAUCCUCUCCACUGUGGACUGUGUUUGGUCCUGUAUCAUUGGGUGUUUUACCAAUGAGGACGUGUUUCUGGAGAAAGAAGGGGUUUUCCUUCUUUUUGAUCUCAUUCAUUCCAGCCCGAUGACGCUGCACGGCGUGGUGUUGGGGGCGUUGCUGGAGCUGUGUGACAACCCCAAAGCACUGACCCACGUGCACGGCUGGCGGGGCCCAGGAGGCGCGAGCGCCCCCCACCUGCUGCUUCAGCUCUGGAGGCAGGAGGAGGAGAUGCUGGGGGUGCAGCGUGAUCAGCACGGCCAGAUCGCAGACCCCGUCCGGCCCCUGGUGCACGCUCACCAGGAGGAGCAGGCGCAGGUUUCCACUCCGGCACACACCCCUAGCGCCGCGGUGGUGGACGUGGCGGAGAACCAGCGCUGUAAGAUCUACGGCUUCUUCUGCAAACUGGGUUUUGAGGACCUCCCUGGACUGACGACAGAAGACUUCAUCACUCUAAGCAUUGUCAGCAGAUAUUUGGAUUUUAAGACGGGCGAGAUCUGGGAGGAGAUCUCACGUGAGCUGGCACUUGAUGGCGUGCGGCCAGUUACCCCAGACGCAGAGGCCUUGGAGACCAUCUCCCAGGCAACGGAGGACACAGCAAAGAGAGUGGCGGAGCAGCAGACUGCCAUCCUGCAGAGACAGGGGGAGGAAGAUACUCAGAAGGAGAAGGAGAUGUACGCAGAGAUGAGAUCAAAUCACAAACAGCAGGAACUUACAGCCAAGUCCUGGGAGCACUUUGUGGCAAAGACAUCAGACUACAAGAUUUUAAAGGAGUGCAAGAAGCAUCAGGAGAAGUCCAUUGAGUCGUCACGCUUAAAGGCAAAGGGAAGGGACAGUGGCACCCUUUACCACCACACCCAUAUCCCUGGGCUGCAGACCACAGCAUUCUGUGGCCGGGUGAUGGCAGUAGAGAGUACCCCUGCACACCUGACCGGAGGGCCCCUGGCCAGCACAGAUCUAGCCCUCGCCAGGGUCCCCAUACAGGGGGGGGCCCUGAGGAAACUCCCCCAAGCCACCGCACAAGACCUGGAGCACCUCAACGCUGUCACUGUUCAAUAAAGAUCACCUCUUUUUCUACCAUAAACCAUUUCUUACUGAGUGUGAAAUCAACACAUGCAUAUUCUGUACAGGCAAAGAUUAAAUACAUACCAUUGUAAAGGCAAAUGUUGCAAACGUUUUGGUUAAAUGCAUAGAUAUGGUAGAUAUAUAAUAUUAUGGUAGUAUAUUCAUGAACACUCAGGACAUUUAUUGUUAAAAAAUGUAUUUCACAAGAGCUAGAUUUGCCUGGGUUAACACGGCACAGAGUACUCUAUUUAUUCUGUGUUACUCUGUACUUCAUAAAAUGCAUUAAUCAAA